Cephus cinctus (wheat stem sawfly) is the source of this 2632-nucleotide messenger RNA. RefSeq names its product gustatory and odorant receptor 24. The record is from RefSeq and is a predicted model, not a curated record. The transcript has 10 exons. Lineage: Eukaryota; Metazoa; Arthropoda; Insecta; Hymenoptera; Cephidae. Gene Ontology annotation, cellular component: dendrite; axon; neuronal cell body. The coding region runs from base 576 to 1907 and encodes 443 amino acids. Gene Ontology annotation, biological process: sensory perception of taste.
GCUUGGCAAUAAACCAAAUGGGAUUUUUAUAAAAGCGUCUUUGAACUGAGCAGCAAGAAAUGUGAUUUCUGUUUAUCUAGAAAGUACAGCAAUAGGAUUAUGUUGAAGGAAAUCCUAAAUCCGUCCUUCUCCAAUGUCCGUUUAUCGUCGGUAAAAGAUGAACUUUAUUAAACAAAGUAUUGAAAUAUAACGAUGUGACGAUCAUGGUAUAAGAGCCAUUACGAUAAUUAUAGCUUCGCGAUUUACUCAGUCAUAUGGCCAAUUAUUGUCGAGUUAGUCGUUACGUCUUUCACAGUUUAGUAUUGACAACGAAACAGCAUUCACCUUCAGCUAUGACCGCUAUCGACACGUUAAAUGGAUAAAUAAUUUUAUUAUUAUAAAGAACAUCGAGAAAAUUGACAUGGAAUACUCGCACAAUCAGCUCGCUUGAUGCAAAAUCAUAAUCCUGAAUAUUAAAGUUACACUCUCUAAAUAUUUGAACCAAUAAAAUACGAAAUAUGUACGACAAAGAAAAGAGAUCGCGUUAACAACAAUAUUUUUUGCGGCAUCUUUAAUCAGUAAGUGUACGUGUUCUUAUGGUUCUGGAAAGAUUGAGUCGCACAAUGUCAGCAUUCCGUACAUCACGAGUAGCCCCGAAAUACGGGAUGAACGAUUUCAUUGGCGGAAUGCAACCUCGGAUUAUGUACAUUGAUCAAAUGAAUAAUAAAGAAAAGAUUUCACAUCCAAUGCGCAUUCCUAUAGAAGCUUUCAAAAAACACGAUAAAGGUGAAUUGGACGUUGUCUAUGAUAAUAUAAAACCAGUCGUCACGGUAAUUCGCAUAAUGGGCGCAUUGCCGAUCACAAGAACCCGUUCAGGAAUAACGAGAUUUAAGUUAGCAUCAAAUGCUAUGAUUUACUCAGCCGUAGUCUAUUUCGCCUUGACAGCUCAUGUUCUUUAUGUCGCCUGGAACCGUAUAAGAAUCGUAGGCGCAGUAGAGGGUCGCUUCGAGGAAUCAGUAAUUGCUUAUCUCUUCAUAGUAUAUCUAAUGCCCAAUUUCCUUAUACCAUUACUCUGGUACGAGACACCCAAACACGCCGAAUGUUUCAAUCACUGGAAGGAAUUUCAGAUAUUUUACAAACGUAUAACUACCAGAGACCUUCCUAUUAAUUUGAAACGUCGAGCAUUGUGGACGGCGAUUCUGGUGCCAAUAUUGUCAGCUGCAGCUAUGAUCGGAACGCAUCUCACUAUGAUAAAUUUUUCAAUAUGGCAGAUUAUACCGUACGUAUAUGUAACUGCAUUUAUAAACAUUUCGGGUGCGUAUUGGUAUAUCCAUUGCGCGGCAAUUUCAAGAUCAGCUAACGUUCUCGCUCAAGAUUUUAAACACGCACUUAGAAAUAAUGUGCAAGCCACUACAGUGGCUGAAUAUCGAGCACUCUGGCUUCAUCUUAAUAGAAUAACAAGAAAGAUCGGUGUAAUGUGCUGCUAUUCCUUUACUAUUCUCACCAUCUAUCUUUUCUUCUCCUUGACUUUAUCCAUCUAUGGUCUCUUUUCUCAACUACAAGAUGGCCUCACAAUCAAAGACGCUGGUCUUACGCUGUCUGCUUGUUCUAAUAUCAUAUUACUCCAUUUUAUUUGUGAUCAAGCACAUGCGGCAUCACAACACGUGAGAGUGCACUUUCAAAAGAAAUUACUACUGGUUGAAAUAUCGGAUUUAAAUCCGGAUGCGCAGACUGAGAUAGACAUGUUUUUACGAGCUACGGAAAUGAAUCCAUCGGAUAUGAGCUUGGGAGGAUUUUUCGACGUUAACAGGAACUUGUUUAAAUCGUUUUUGGGCACUAUGGUUACCUACCUCGUCGUCCUACUACAGUUCCAGAUUAGUUUACCCGAAAGCAAAAACAACGAUAACGCAACAAUGGAUAAUAUAUAAAAAUAUUUUUACAAUUAUGUGAAAACUAUACCAAAAUGUUAGAAUAUAACAAUAAUAUGUAUAUACGUGUGAAAAGCACUGUUCCUUCAUUACAACAGAUUGAGUGAACCCUUCUGUAUACUACAUACUACACACAUUAAUGUACAAUUUAAAAAUAACAAUUAGUCAUAUGUAUCACAUUUACACGUAAAACGAUCAGUAUAUACUAUAGAUUUUAUGGCAUUAAUGUCAAAUUUUCAUUUAUUUUUACAGUUCUUUCAAUUUUAUCAGCUCUCUAUGUUACCUGUUUCCUAAAAUACAAAACACACAAUAUACAAAACAUGAAUAAAAAUGCUAUACAACUGUGACAUAAAAUUUCUUUCUCUUCUUUAUCUCCUUUCAUGGCUUCAUUCCCGUAUACAGCAAGUGUCAGAUACAUAGAUUGCAGGCCAUUUGCAGAUAUAGAAUUUAUACUCAUGGAGUGGGAAUAGCCCACUCGAAUAAUGAGUGGAGACUGGCCCUAACAUGUUGAGACAGAGAUAUAUCUCUCUCUUCGUUCUUAACAUUCAGUUCCUCUCACCACGAACGCGCGCAUCAUAGUAGCGCGUGAAAAUUUCAUUUAUAGGUUAGAGGUUAGAGGUAGUCCAGCAUACAUGUUAAACGCAUGGUCAAACACGGUCAAACCAUGGUCUUGUAUACAGGAACUAAGUCCAUGUAAUUACAUAUGCGAUUGAAGAUAAAAUCAC